AUGGCUCAAACCAAGGGCCAGUGUCCUCAUUUCGCGCAACUGAUCGCACUACAGCCACCGCGUUUAUCUCAAGCGGUUCAUCGCGAGGAAUGUACCCAAUGCUUCGAUUCACAAGAUUCACCCGACGGCAUAGACGUGUGUUUGCACUGUUUCAAUGGUGGCUGUCUGGGAGAAGAGCGUCAUCACGCUCGCACACACGCCGAGAAGACAGGUCAUGUUUGGUCUUUAAAUUUUAGGAGAACUCCAAAACCGAAGUCCCAGCGAGGCGACAGUGAACCACCGCUCAAGCGACUUGCAAUCGUUGAAGAGCACGAUGCUGACAACUACGACACGGUAGCGACUUUAAGAUGCUGGGCAUGUAACAGCUUCGCCGAUCCCGAAGUUGCUCCCAGAGUCAUCCCUCUUACAAAUGGGGUUGCGGCUUCCCUCUCAUCGGCUCGCCAGUCUGAGGUCAAAGCAUGGGAGGAAGAAUUGGAGCCUUGCGAGCACACAUUGACUCUAGACCAAUCAACCGCUACUGGAGCACCCCCUGGGGCGCAUUGUUCACACUGUGAUCUCAAGGAUAACCUAUGGUUGUGUUUGACUUGUGGUUCCCUGGGAUGCGGGCGAGCCCAGUACGGUGGAACAGGCGGAAAUGGGCAUGGCUUAGAGCACUGGCGCAGCACUCAACAUCCUGUGAGCGUCAAAGUUGGGACAAUUACUCCCGAGGGAACGGCAGAUGCGUAUUGUUAUGCUUGCGACGAGAGCAGAAUUGACCCUGAAUUGGCUCUCCACCUCAAGAAAGUUGGCAUUGACGUUUUGACCCAAACUAAAACCGAAAAGAGCAUGACCGAACUGCAAAUAGAGCAAAAUUUCACGUUUGAGUUUAGUAUGACCGGCGAGGAUGGUAAAUUACUACAGCCGGUAUUUGGACCUGGGCUUACUGGGCUACAAAAUCUUGGUAAUAGCUGCUACAUGGCGUCCGUAUUACAAACACUCUUUGCGUUACCGUCUUUCAAGGGGUAUUAUGGGGCUACUUCUGCGAAUGCGACCACCGAGCAUGGACUUGUGUGUUCUGCUGGUCUACCGGCGGACUGCCUUGAAUGUCAAAUGCGUAAGAUUGCCGAUGGGCUCUGUAGUGGCCGCUAUAGUAGGGCAUCUGCUCUCAAUACUAUCCAAAACGAGAAUAAUGCCGAAGAUACUGUACGAUUCCAGGAUGGUCUUCGUCCAGCAUCCUUCAAAGCGUUAGUUGGAAAGGGGCAUCGAGAGUUCGCGACCAUGCGCCAGCAAGAUGCCGAGGAAUUCCUUGAACAUCUAUUUGCAUCCUUGCGUUCUGCUAAUCAAGGCACACCAACCGAUGUCUUCAGGUUCGGGAUAGAGGAACGCCUGAAAUGCAACGAAUGCGGCAAAGUUCGAUACAGGGUUGAUGAGCAUGAUUCGAUUGGGGUUCCAAUUCCUGCCAAAGAGGUUAAGCCCGCCGGGGAGGGCACCAAGGCAGAAUACGAGAGCGUUCAAUUAGUGGAUUGCUUAGAUACCGUUGCAGGUGAAGAAGCACUUGAAUACUCGUGCCCUUCGUGCGAUAAGAAGGUUAUUGCAAUCAAGCAAACGUACGAGAUUCGCUACUUUUCCGGAUGUCUUUGUGGUACACGCGAAGAAGUUUCAGCUAACGUCCCGGUAUUACUCCCUAGCGAUGAUAGCAUCACGUUAGAUAAAUACCUCGGAACGGGUAUGCAACUAGAUGAAGAAGCGCUACCGGAUGAUAAGCCAGUUGCGUCCUCGCUUCCGGAAUUCAAUGCCGAUGCGAUGGAACAGCUCAUGUCCAUGGGCUUCCCAGAAAUAAGGUGUAAGCGCGCAUUGCUCGCAACUGGCAAUACCCAUGCAGCGGUGGCUAUGGAGUGGCUCUUUUUACACCUCGAAGAUCCUGAUAUUGAUGACCCCCUUCCUGGCGGGGGAGCUACACCCGCGCCAACUCAGCCAAAUCUUGAGCAAGUUUCCACGAUCGUGGAUAUGGGAUUCACCCCCGCACAGGCAAAAAAGGCGUUGCGCGAAUCAAAUGGAAACCCAGAACAAGCCGUGGAAUGGCUAUUCAGCCACCCUGAUGAUGUUGGCGAUACAGAUGAAGCAAUUCCGGCUACAACCGAGGCGGCAACAUCCCAGCCUAAAGUCGGAGGAGUCAAUACACUGCCCGCCAGAUACCAUCUGAAGGCAUUCAUCUCCCACAAGGGUCCAUCCGUCCAUUCUGGGCACUACGUCGCGCAUAUACGUACUGAAACCGAAGGAUGGGUGCUCUAUAACGAUGAAAAGGUCGUACGCGCUGACUCGGAGAGUGUUGCUGCACUCAAACCACUGGCCUAUCUAUACGUAUUUGAAAAGAUUUAG
Molecule: messenger RNA, 2358 nt
Organism: Rhizoctonia solani
Lineage: Eukaryota; Fungi; Basidiomycota; Agaricomycetes; Cantharellales; Ceratobasidiaceae
Product: ubiquitin carboxyl-terminal hydrolase
Exons: 11
Coding region: 1-2358 (785 amino acids)
Biological process (GO): protein deubiquitination
Molecular function (GO): zinc ion binding; protein binding; cysteine-type deubiquitinase activity
Source: RefSeq, a predicted model, not a curated record